Molecule: messenger RNA, 4389 nt
Organism: Orycteropus afer afer
Lineage: Eukaryota; Metazoa; Chordata; Mammalia; Tubulidentata; Orycteropodidae
Source: RefSeq, a predicted model, not a curated record
CACCCUGCCGUGCCCAGCUCUGCCCGCGUCCGUGCCCCCCCGGGGAGCGCGCCGGGGCUGUCCCCCGAAUGACGGGCGGAAGAUUCGACUUCGACGAUGGCGGCACCUACUGCGGCGGCUGGGAGGAGGGCAAGGCGCACGGGCAUGGCAUCUGCACGGGGCCCAAGGGCCAGGGCGAGUACUCAGGCUCCUGGUCGCACGGUUUCGAGGUGGUCGGCGGCUACACCUGGCCCAGCGGAAACACCUACCAGGGCUACUGGGCGCAGGGCAAGCGGCAUGGGCUGGGGGUGGAAACGAAGGGCAAGUGGAUGUACCGGGGGGAGUGGUCACAUGGUUUCAAGGGUCGCUACGGGGUCCGGCAGAGCCUGGCCACCCCCGCUCGCUACGAGGGUACCUGGAGUAACGGGCUGCAAGACGGGUACGGCGUGGAGACCUACGGGGACGGAGGUACGUACCAGGGCCAGUGGGCCGGCGGCAUGCGUCAAGGCUACGGCGUGCGCCAGAGCGUGCCCUAUGGCAUGGCCACGGUGAUCCGCUCACCACUGCGCACCUCGCUGGCCUCGCUGGGCAGCGAGCAGAGCAAUGGCAGCGUGCUCCACGACGCCGCGGUCGCCGCAGACAGCCCAGCCGGCACCCGCGGUGGCUUCGUGCUCAACUUCCACGCAGAUGCUGAGCUCUCGGCCGGGAAGAAGAAAGGCGGUCUCUUCCGAAGAGGCUCCCUUCUCGGAAGCAUAAAACUCCGCAAGUCAGAAUCCAAGUCUUCCAUCUCAAGCAAGCGCAGCUCGGUUCGCAGCGACGCGGCCAUGAGCAGAAUCAGUUCCAGCGAUGCCAACUCCACGAUUAGUUUCGGCGAUGUCGAUUGUGAUUUUUGUCCCAUGGAAGACCACGUUGACGCCACCACCACGGAAACCUACAUGGGCGAGUGGAAGAAUGACAAGCGCAAUGGUUUCGGCAUAAGCGAGCGCUCUAAUGGCAUGAAGUAUGAAGGAGAAUGGGCAAAUAACAAGAGGCAUGGAUAUGGCUGUACCGUUUUUCCCGAUGGCUCCAAAGAAGAGGGAAAAUACAAAAAUAAUAUUCUGGUCCGUGGAAUAAGGAAGCAGCUCAUACCAAUAAGAAAUACAAAAACUAGGGAGAAGGUGGACAGAGCUAUUGAAGGUGCACAAAGGGCAGCCGCCAUGGCAAGAACCAAAGUGGAAAUUGCAAAUUCAAGGACUGCACAUGCAAGGGCUAAAGCUGAUGCCGCUGACCAGGCUGCGCUGGCCGCCCGCCAGGAGUGCGAUAUUGCGAGAGCUGUGGCCAGGGAGCUGUCUCCUGAUUUCUACCAGCCAGGCCCUGAUUACAUCAAACACAAAUUUCAAGAAGGUAUAGAUGCUAAAGAAAAUACAGAAGAAAAAGUACCAGAAAAGCCACCUUCACCAAAGGAAUCUCCUCAUUUUUAUCGCAAAGGCACGACACCCCCAAGAUCUCCUGAGCCAAGUCCCAAGCAAAGCCACUCUCCCCAGCCUCCCUCUCCAAAGCCCAUGAAGAAGCAAAACCCCAGCUCAGGGGCAAGACUCAGUCAAGACAAAAUGAGUGUGGCUGACGAGCAGGUAAUGGCCAUUGUCAACAAGCCCUUGAUGUCAAAGGCACCUACAAAAGAGAUGGGAGCAGUCGUGCCCCAGUCCAAGUACUCUGGCCGCCACUAUGUCCCCAACCCCAGCAACGGGGAGCUACAUGCUCAGUAUCACGGCUACUAUGUGAAACUGAACGCACCCCAGCACCCUCCAGAAGACAGAGAGGAAGGUGAGGAGUCAAGCCAGUUCUCCUCAGCACUGGUGCACAAGCCACUACCUAACAAGUGGAGUCCUCCUAAAUCUGUGACAAAACCAGUUGCCAAAGAAAGCAAAGCUGAGCCAAAAGCUAAGAAGUCUGAACUUGCGAUACCAAAGAAUCCAGCAAGCAACAAUUCGUGCUCUUCUUUGGAAAAAGAAGCCAAUUCAGGCCCUAAUUCAGUCAUGAUUGUCCUGGUCAUGCUAUUGAAUAUCGGGUUAGCCAUUCUUUUUGUUCACUUUCUAACUUGAUUGGAAUUAGGAAAGUGAAGUCAUGACAACUAGUGGUGUUAGCCCACAGUUCUCUACAGUGGUGUCAUCCGCCUUUUAAGUGGCACACCUCAGUCAGACUCAGACACAGGGAAGGAGGCUUGGAAUUAGGAUGGGAUCGCGAGAGAUGGAACUUGGAAAAUUCAGCCAGAGGACCUGUUCAGUUCCCCCAGGAGUGCUUUUUGGCUUUGGGGUCCUCUGAGGGCUGAAGCAAGCAGCCCUGUUGGAGAGCAAAACUUAAUAAUAAUUCUUCUUUAAAAUCUGCUGAAGCAGCCCCAUCUGGUGAAGUUCUUGGCAUUGGCUACUCCAUCUGUACUAGCUGAGUGUGACUAAACUGGAAAUGUAUGGAGCUGCUUUUCUUUUUUUCCUUUUUUUUUUUUUUUUUUGACGGAAGUCAACAGCUGCAUUUCUAUUUUACCAUCUGACGUUUUUAGUAGGGAGCUGGGAAAGGACUGCCCAAGGAAUGCGAUCACAGGAUUGGUUGCUGUGGAAGUGGUUCCAACGUUCACUCCUAUCUCAGUAGAAGAAAUAGGUAGCAGCAUCACUCACCAGUCUUAUGCCAUGACCUGCUGCUUUAACAUCUCCUGGAAUGUUCUGGGAGAGAGCGUUUCGUUUGCUUGUGCACGACUGUGUUCAUUUUUGCUGUUUAUUUAAGUAUGAGGCAGAGUCACAUACAACAUGUGGUCCUGGCCAGACAAAGCACACUUGUUGCAUCUCAAGGAAAAGAAGCAACAAAACACUGAUUCAAAGUGUGUUUAUUUUCAUGCAGAUACAUCAAUUUUCAUGUCAUAUAUUCUUAAAUCUGUAAAAGGUUAUUUAUCUCUGAAAUUUAGCAAUUUGAAGGCAUUGUAUCUUUCUAAAGAAUAAUUUAAUUUUAAAUAUUUUUAACAUGACCGAGGAGAAUUAGUUAUGCACUUAGGAGGUGCUAAAUUUUAAAAGCAGAAAGACAACAGAAUUCUAAGAAAUAGAGUCAAACUUGUGCAUGGAUUGCAGUAAUCGGUGUUUAAAGGAUUCGGUUUCAUUGCUGACGUACUUUACAACCAAAUAAAAUCUUGUCAGUGGCUCUGUUAAUUCCCAUGAAAGUUAAGCAAGAUGCUAUUAAUAACUGCUCUUCUCUUUCGUUCUUUAUCCCCCCCCAGUUGCAAUUUUCGUUGAAUACAUGCAGGUAGAGCAUAAAGCCUUGUUAAUUGCUUCUCGAUUAUAUGCCUUUCAUGUUUUUCAAAGUCCAUUUGUAAUUUUAUUUCACAUUUUAAAGGCUUAGACAUUUUUACUUUAAAUAUUUGUCUUUUGAAGUUCUUUGUUAUUCUGACAUAAUCUGAUUUUUGCUGUUUUAUAAUUUAUUCUUUAUUACUCAAGCAUGCUUACUUAGAGAAACUCCAUGGUCAUUAUAAAAAUAAUUAUUUAAAAAGAAAUCAUGGAGGCAAGGUGUCUUACUAAGUCUCUUUAAAACACUGUAUUGCGGAGGGGAGCUAUUCCUGACUACUUUUGAGAUUUGCAUGGCUCAAUCAAAUAUCCUUUUUAACUUUUUAGCUACUUUUUCAAUGCAGAAGAGACAGUUCCUAGGUUAGCACAGGCAUGGACUGAAGCUUUGUCACCUGCAGGGUAGUAACAUGGUGGUGUCUUUUGCAGAAGUACAAUAUGUUGAUAAUCCUGGGUGUGACCAAUAUGAAAUACAGAAGAAAGCAGACAAAGAGAGAGAGAGCAGAUGAAAUUUACAACUUGUAUAUUUAUUUAUUUUUUACAUUUUGCUUUGACUUUUAAAUUUAGAAAGUAUGUUUUUACCCAAGAACAAACAUUUAAGUCCCUGUCAGUCUCAAUACUCUGCUUCUUCCUGACCCCAUAGCUUCUUAUGCUGGGAAAGCUAAUUUUUUUAAAAAAAUAAAAUAAUAAAAUGUUUAAUCUUAUUAAGUGUUUAUUUAAAAUAUGUAUCAAAUUGGAAAUAAUGGGUAACACAUAACUAAAGGAUAUGUUUAUAAGGUGAGCAUGUUGGUUCCAUUUAUAAAUAUAUGUAUGAUUUUUAAGCUUUUUUAAAACAAAGCUCAAAUUGUUGGUAUUUUUCUAAAAUGUGCACAGCUGUAUUUUACAUGAAAGCCUCUUUCUAAUGGGUUGUUAUACUGUACACUACAUUUUGGACAGCACAUGAAGUCUGUCAAUGUACUUAAUAAAACAUGACUUUGUUUAUUUAAAGUUUCUUGCUGUGAAAAAGAACUCCCUACCUGUGAGUUCCUUUAUUUAUAAUCCUUGAAACCAAAAUGUAUAAUGUACAGUUUUCACAAAUGUAUAUGCUCUAAUAAAAACAGUUGGUUAUUAA